CCCCUUUCUAUUACCGAAGAUUUCUUCCGAUUGUUGGAGUUAGGUAUCGAAGCUUCCGCAAUACACAUUACCAACUUGUACCCAAAGUUAUUUUCAAAUUCUAGACAAUGAGACUUCAUACUCGUAUUUUAGGAUUCUUCUUCCAUCCCAUGGUCGAAGGUGAUCCAGGCCCGCCCCCUGAUGGUGGCUCUCGAGCCUGGCUUCAGAUCCUUGCCGGUCACCUCAUCAACGCUCUUACGUGGGGAUAUUCCGCUUCGUUCGGCGUCUACCAAUUAUAUUACACAACUACAUUGUCACUACCCGAGUCGCAGGUGUCUUGGAUAGGCUCCCUCCAGGUCUUCCUCACGUUCUUCGUGGGAACUCUCUCAGGACGCUCCGCCGAUGCUGGGUAUGCACAGCACACAGCUCUACUCGGGUCGAUCCUGAUUGUGCUCGGAACAUUCAUGACAAGCCUAGCAACGACGUAUUGGCAAAUCUUCCUCGCUCAGGGGUUGUGUACAGGACUCGGCAUGGGCAUCUUGUAUAUGCCGGCCAUAGCCGUCAUCAGCUCAUAUUGGAAGAGAAACAAAGCGAUGGCCUUAGGACUAGCUUCCUCCGGGAGCGGUACUGGGAGCGUCAUAUUCCCUCUUAUCGUACAGAAUCUUCAACCUACUAUUGGUUUUACUCGAGCUGUUCAGGUUCAAGGUUAUAUUGCUCUUGCGUUCGCAAUUAUCAUCAACCUCCUACUCCGACCACGGCUCCCGCCUCGUAAGUCUGGUCCAUUGAUUGAAUGGUCAGCGUUCCGAGAGCCAGUUUAUAUAUUGUUCACCAUUGGCGUAUUCCUAAUGUUCUGGGCUCUGUACUUUUGUUUCUUUUAUAUUAACACCUACGCUACCUCUAUCAUUGGCCUGGCUCCUGAAGCGGCCGUGAAUUUACUCGCAGUAAUUACCGGCGUCGGCAUCCCAGUGCGACCCAUUCUAGGUUUUGCUGCUGAUCGAUACUUCGGUGCCCUGCCCACUCUGAUCAUCGCUCUUACUAUUUUAGGUGUACUACUCUAUUCUUGGAUUGCCGUCCAUGCCGUGGCUAGCUUAUAUGUUUGGUCCGUAUUCUAUGGGCUCGCUACUGGAGCAGCUCAGGGGAUUUUUGUAGCAGGGCUCGCAUCAUUAACUACAGACCCUAGUAAGAUGGGAACACGGUUCGGGAUGGUAUGUUCUAUAAUAGCAUUCGCAUCGCUAGCAGGUCCUCCAAUAGCAGGUGCGUUAAUUCAAAGUGAGAAUGGAGGAUUCACGAAAGCGCAAAUCUGGGCUGGAACCGUGACCCUUGCUGCUGCGCUCUUUAUAUUUGCUGCUGAGUGGAAACAAAUGGUGAUGUCCCGCCAGAUCCAGGGCUCAGAGAAGCUUCAUAAAAUGGAUCAAGGAUAUACCGAAGCAGUCGUAGUGGAGGUAAACAGCAAUGAGCAGACUAAGGCCUAAAUCCCUCCCAUCUUCCAACGAUGACAAGUUAUAAAAACCAAUGGCAACCCUUGGAAAUACGUGGUAGAAGGCUUUCGCGCGGAUUGUAUUGGAUAUAAAGCCGGACAUUGUACCAAAUAUCGUGGAGUAAAAAGAACGUAUCACUUACUCGCAGUUACUUCAGCUAUAGGAAAUUUGAUACACUCUCAUUCUACUCUAGGCCCCUUUAAAGCCUACUCUUCACAUCCUGGAUUAGGGGUUCCAUGGCCAUAUACUUCCA
Molecule: messenger RNA, 1710 nt
Organism: Daldinia vernicosa
Lineage: Eukaryota; Fungi; Ascomycota; Sordariomycetes; Xylariales; Hypoxylaceae
Product: putative monocarboxylate permease
Exons: 2
Coding region: 108-1451 (447 amino acids)
Biological process (GO): transmembrane transport
Cellular component (GO): fungal-type vacuole membrane
Molecular function (GO): transmembrane transporter activity
Source: RefSeq, a predicted model, not a curated record